Cordyceps militaris CM01 is the source of this 1752-nucleotide messenger RNA. RefSeq names its product splicing factor u2af large subunit. Gene Ontology annotation, biological process: mRNA processing. The coding region runs from base 1 to 1752 and encodes 583 amino acids. The transcript has 5 exons. Lineage: Eukaryota; Fungi; Ascomycota; Sordariomycetes; Hypocreales; Cordycipitaceae. Gene Ontology annotation, cellular component: nucleus; U2-type prespliceosome; commitment complex. Gene Ontology annotation, molecular function: poly-pyrimidine tract binding; pre-mRNA 3'-splice site binding. The record is from RefSeq and is a predicted model, not a curated record.
AUGAACGGCGACAACUAUUCGUCUAGAGGUGAGUCGGUUGUUAGCUCGCACAACCGCGCCAACGCUGACGGGAUGCUUGCGGCGAAAGAAGGCGAUGGUCGUCGAGACCACCAGUCCUCCCGGAGCGAACGAGGUGACCGAGGCGACAGGGGCGACCGCGACCGUGGCGAUCGCCGUGACCGUGGCGACGACCGACGAGACAGACAUAGAGACAGAAGACGCUCGCGAUCUCCCGAUCUUCGCCAGCGUCGCGACCGAGACCGAGAUGGUGAUGCGUACGCAUCUAGCAGAAACCAUAGAGACCGGGAGCGCGAGGAGCGAUACACCGGUGGCCGCGACCGUCGCGGUGGCCCCAGCGGCGGUGGCGACAGAGAAUGGGACAGAGAUCGUGGCACAUCCCGCCGCGAUGCUAGACGCGAUGAUGAUGUCCAGGGUAGGCGCGAUCGCGACGGCGGUGAUGAUCACCGUCGGGGUGGCAGAGACCGCCGUGAUGAUGGCUUCGCGCGCCAGCAAGAACGCCGAAGCCCGUCUCCUCCUAAGCGCCGCGAGCCCACACCUGAUCUGACCGACAUCAUUCCCGUCCUCGAACGCAAGCGUCGCAUGACGCAGUGGGAUAUCAAGCCCCCCGGAUAUGAGGCUGUCACGUCGGAGCAAGCCAAAAUGUCGGGCAUGUUCCCUCUGCCUGGCGCACCGCGACAACAGCAGGUGGAUCCUACCAAGCUCCAAGCUCUUAUGAAUCAGCCUGCUGGUGGCCAGGUCAGCAGCGCUGGACUCAAGGCCAACAACUCGCGACAAGCCAGGCGUCUUCUGGUUUCCGAUAUUCCUAGCGGAACGACCGAGGAUGCGCUCGUGGCCUUCUUUAAUCUGCAAUUGAACGGCCUUAACGUCAUUGAGGCCACGGACCCUUGCGCGCUUUGCCAACUCUCGAACGAUAAAUCCUUCGCCGUUCUGGAAUUCAAAAACACCGGCGAUGCCACUGUUGCUCUUGCUCUAGACGGGUCCUCGAUGGUCGCCGACACGCCAGGACUUAGCAUUCGUCGCCCGAAGGACUAUGUCAUGCCUGCUGUGCCGGAUGAAAUCAUUUUUAAUCCCGAGGUUGUCUCCAAUUCGGUACCUGAUACCAUUCACAAGCUCUGCAUUACAAAUAUUCCACCUUUCCUCACCGAGGACCAGGUAUUAGAGCUGCUGGCCGCCUUUGGCAAGCCCAAAGCCUUUGUCCUCGUCAAGGAGAGAAGCACUGAAGAAUCAAGGGGUAUCGCGUUCGCCGAGUACGUUGAGCCUACUAAUGCCAAUGAGCCAGCCCUGAACACUCUUAACGGGAUGGAUGUUGGCGGUAAGAAGCUCAAAGCCAGGAAGGCGUGUGUUGGUGGAACGCAGGUGGCCAACUUCGAUGCUGGUAUUAAUGCCAUCAGCAACCUUGCUGGCCAAGGAAAUGGUGGCGAUGCGACCAGAGUUCUACAGCUUCUCAACAUGGUUACGGCUGAGGAGCUUCUUGAUAAUGAUGACUACGAAGAAAUUUGCGAGGACGUGCGAGACGAGUGCUCCAAGUACGGCAAGGUUUUGGACGUCAAGGUACCACGUCCCGCUGGUGGAAGCCGCCAAUCGGCAGGUGUUGGCCGCAUUUUCGUCAAGUUCGAAUCUGUGGACUCUACCACAGGUGCCCUCAAAGCAUUGGCAGGCAGAAAGUUUGCUGACAGAACUGUGGUGACGACAUACUUCCCCGAGGAGAACUUUGAUGUCGGUGCCUGGUAA